GGAGUGGGACUCUUGUCGUGCACAUGAUACCACGAUGGAUGACUAUCCGAUGUAUGGGCUGCUUGUGGGGUUCAACCUCUGGGGGACCCUAUGGCGUCUCCUCUUUCCUAUGGGCUUUUGGCCCACCUUCACGUGUAGAGUAGGGACUCGGGGUGGUACUUCCACCCAACCUUACACGAAGGAGGAGGAGGAGAGGAUGGCCGCCAUCCUGCAGGAGAGAAAGGAGAAGAAGGCCCUGCAGGAGGAGCAGGCGGCAAAAUUGAAGAAGAUGGAGGAGGAGAUGGCUAGAGAAAAGGAGAGGUUGAAGAAGGAGGAAGAGGAGAAAUUGAAAGAGAUGGAAGAGGAAGAAGAAGAUGAAACGCCACUGCAACGGAGGAGAGGGCAGCACGGUGGCAGCAAAGAUGAAGAAAUGGAGAAACGGAUUUCGGAGUGGGUCGCCAACUUAUCCCUGGGCGAAGACGAAGAGGUAACCAUGUAUAUCCYCAAGGAUGAGCAGGAAGCCGCUAUGAAGAAAUGGGAAGAAGAAGAAGAUGUUCUGAAGCGGCAGGCGAUGGAAGAUGAAACGAGGAUGGUGUGGAAACUGGCAAUGAUGAGAGAGAAGAAAAGAAGAGUGGAGGCGGCAAGUGAGGCGGUUAAAGAGUUGGAGGAGGUGCAAAAACGAACUCUACGAUUGACCCCCCAGGUAGACCUCCAACAAAAGGUGGAUAUCAUUGCCCAGAGCGUCGAGCGUUUAGCGAGGGUACAAGAACAGCAAUACGAGUUUAGCCGAAGUCAAGACAUAGCUGGGGUGGCAGCUCCCAAGGAGGGCGAGCCGCGUCCUCGUAGGGAGCCAGUCAAAGUUAAGUUCCCUGAUUCCUACACUGGAAAGAGGGAAGAAAACUUUAACAAUUGGGAGGCCAAUGUCAAGCCCUAUGUGCACCUGCAACAGGUCUUCCCGGAUCAGCAUGUCUUGAUUGCGAUCCAUGUGCUCAGAGACGAAGCUGCCAGCUUUGCAAGGUCCCUAGUGCGUACCGCUAACUGCAAUGAUGAUGCAGUUACCUAUCCGUCAUUCACCUCCCUCGCUGAGUUCAUGAAAUUGUUGCGCGAGCGAUUUGCAGAUGUUGCUCGCAGUGUCAAGGCCUCAGAUAAGCUUCAGACAAUCCACGCUCAGGGAGUCCAGGCGUAUUUCCGCCUAGAGAAAGAUGGGAAAGUGGAGAAGGUUCUCCACUCCCUGACUCUCCUCGUAAAAGACAGCCUCCCAUUUGAUAUUGUUCUGGGGAUGGAUUGGGGAGAGGCAGCCGGGGCCACGCUCCAUUUGAAGGAGCAUGAGUGUAGGCUCCCUAGUUCUUCAAGCGAGGCCAAGACUGCCCGCCUGUUCCAUGUGUCAGGAGUAGAGAAUCCCUUGGCACAUUGCUGCCUUAGACCCUCUGCGUUCGCCAGAUUAGUGAAAAAGGAGAAAUUGGAGGAACAGGUUUUUGUUGCCUCUGUUAGGCCAGUGGCUGAGCCUACGGAAGAAAAGUCGAUGGACCCUGCGAUUGCCAAGCUGCUGGAAGAGUUCAAGGACCUAACUGAGCCGCCGAUAGGAGUGGUACCGCGGCCCAUCCAGCACCGCGUUGAGAUAGAGUCUGGCAGUAGAACUCCUAAGGGCGUUGUGUAUAGGAUGUCCCCACGGGAGUUAGAGGAGCUUCGCAAGCAAUUAGACGAGUUCCUCGAGAAGGGUUGGAUUAGACCCAGUUCGUUUCCUUUUGGAGCGCCUGUUCUCUUUGUUCCCAAGAAAGAGGGAGAGUUGAGGAUGUGCAUAGACUAUAGGGGUCUGAAUGCUAUUACAGUGAAGAAUGUUGAGCCACUGCCUAGGAUAGACGAUCUCUUAGAUCGAGUGCAGGGGGCGAAGUAUUUCUCCAAGAUAGAUUUGAAGUCUGGAUAUCAUCAGAUAGAAGUGCAUCCUGGUGAUCAGUAUAAGACAGCCUUCCAGACUAGAUAUGGGCACUAUGAGUUCAUAGUGAUGCCCUUUGGACUAACCAAUGCGCCAGCUACGUUCCAGCGCUGUAUGAACGAUUUGUUUAGGCCAUGGUUAGAUAGAUUUGUUAUUGUCUACUUAGAUGAUAUCUUAGUGUUUAAUAAGACCCUCCAAGAACACCAGGGUCAUCUCAGGCAGGCCUUGGAGAAGCUGAGGGAAGCUAACUUCAAGAUCAAUGCAAAGAAGUGCGAUUGGGCAAAGACCCAAGUUUUAUACCUAGGCCACGUCUUAGACGGAGACGGCGCUAAACCAGAGGAUUGUAAGAUCGCAGCGAUUAGAGAUUGGCCCACGCCACGUACGCUGACGGAGUUGCGCUCGUUCCUGGGCUUAGCUAACUACUACAGGAAGUUCGUGAGGAACUUCUCCACCAUCGCUGCUACCCUUCGCAGAUUGUUGAGGAAAGAAACCAUUUGGAAGUGGGACAAGGACUGCACGCCUGCCAUGAAGAAGUUAAAGCAGGCAUUGAUAGAGUACCCGGUCCUUAAGGUAGCCGAUCCGUCCUUGCCCUUUGUCGUCACUACGGACGCUAGUCAGUACGGCAUAGGUGUCGUAUUACAGCAAGACGAUGGCAAUGGCUAUAGACCCGUAGAGUUCAUGUCCGCCAGGAUGCCUUCAGAGAAGGUCGCGACAUCUACCUAUGAGAGGGAACUCUACGCUCAUGAGACGUUAAGAUGGUUAAAGAUGCAGGUCAAGAUGACACCUAAGCUUACUAGGUGGGCCGCAGAAAUAGAUCAGUACGACUUCGAGCUCAAGCCAGUCAAGGGGAAGUAUAACGUAGUUGCGGAUGCUCUGAGUAGGAGAGUUGAUUACUUUGGGGCAAUACCACUGCAGCAAUCUCCUGGGCCAAUGCAGCCUAUGCAGUGGAUACCCAAAAUACCUUUGCCGAGUCCUAAGCCCUUCUUUGGUGACAGGAAGAAGGAUGAGGACUUGGAUACCUGGGUGAGGACGGUGCCCACCUAUCUGAGGCACAAACUUACCAGGCCGGAGCAAGAAGUUGUAGUAGCUGCCUCCUUUCAAGAGGGGUCAGCAACUCGCUGGUUGAAUGGCCUAGUGCAGCAACAGGGCUAUUGUCAGAACUUCGAUGCCUGGGCCCAGGCCCAGACAUUGGAAGAGUUCGUACGGUCCGUGUACAAUAGGUGGCAUGACCCUCAAGGGGCCCAAAAGGCCACAAAUGCGAUCAACAGUCUUUGUGCCAGAAGGUACAAGAAUGUUAGAGAGCUCACGGAUACCGUAGAACGUCUGCUUGUGGUACCUGGUGUGCGCUAUGACCAGCAGGUACUCCUCACGGAUUACCUUAGAUGUAUGCCUUCAGAGGUCAGGACAAAGCUGGUUGAUGAGGCGUAUGUAGAGCAGCACAACUUCGCCUCUUUCAGCAAGAAGGCCUUAGAUCUAGAGGCAAAACUGGGGUCCGCGCAUCAGAGUCAGGGAGAUGGUAGGAAAAAGAGACUACCCCAGGACUGGAAGAAGAAAGGUCAACUAAUGUUCGUCGACCACGAUGGUCAGGCGACAGAAAUUGACGACUUCCCAUACCUUGGGGAGGAGACAGAGCACAAUGGGGCCAGCGAGACUUCCGAUGGGGGAGUCAUGACACCCAUCAAAGAAAAGGUUAGGGGGACCGGGAAGAAGAAGGUAGGCCGUUCUACGGGUCAGGGCGACCAAGGAACGCCCGCAUGGGUGAAACUUGGUUCAGAGUAUGAGGUGUGGAGGGACCGAGUUGCUAGGGGCACGUGCAUGAACUGUGGCAACUAUGGCCACACAUCCCGGACGUGCCGAGGCAAGAAAGUCCUAACGAGGGUAACCUCUCCAAUGGUGGUGGGACUAUCUUCGAACCCUGGCAGUGCUUCUGCGAACACUUCGCAGGGAAACACCUAAGGCCAGUAGGAGUUUUAGCCGCUCUUACUCGCGCUGAAGUGGUAACGUUGCCUUCCCCACU
Messenger RNA from Chara braunii, 3929 nucleotides. The record is from the annotation of a GenBank genome assembly. Lineage: Eukaryota; Viridiplantae; Streptophyta; Charophyceae; Charales; Characeae.